This is a messenger RNA of Nannospalax galili (Upper Galilee mountains blind mole rat), 5522 nucleotides long. It is a transcript of the gene Ky, whose product is annotated as kyphoscoliosis peptidase. The record is from RefSeq and is a predicted model, not a curated record. The transcript is spliced from 11 exons. The coding region runs from base 394 to 2379 and encodes 661 amino acids. NCBI's taxonomy places the organism in Eukaryota, Metazoa, Chordata, Mammalia, Rodentia, Spalacidae.
UCUCUUAGGACGUGGUGAAGAUCGGUCAGCACGCCGCCCAGCCUGAAGGAGAGCAAUCCUGGGGCCCAGGACUAGACCUUCCAGCGGCGGAAAGGGAGGCUCAAAAACCCGCGUCUUUGCAAAGUGCGGCCUGGGUGCAGGUCAGGGCCCUGCCGGGGAUUUCCUUUCAAAGGUGACUUAGAGGCACUUCAGGAGGGUAGCGCCCUCCCGGGCGGGUACUAAUGGCGAGUUUGGCAGAGUCAGCGAAACGCGCCUGCGGCUCCUGCGGCAGGGGAGCGCCCUCUCCCGCGCCCGCGCCUCUCCCGCGCCAGGCAGCGGCGCGCACCGGGCCAUUUGCAGCGCAGGCAGCCUCAGGAGCAGCUGCGGCGCCCCGGCCCGGAGGGAGGCGACAGCAUGGAGCUGAAGAAGGACAGCAACGCCGUGUCCAUCGACAUGCUGCUCAUCGUGCACUCCGAAAAGCUGCGCGCGGCGCACGGCACGCACUUGGACCCGCAGGCGGACCCGGGCGCGCUGCUGCAAAACCGAGGAGGAUUCCAAGGUGUCAGAAAUGGAAUCCGGAAAUGGCAGGAAUCAGAAGGAAGUGACUUUCAUGGAAACCUGGCAGAGAAGCAGCCCCUUCGGCAGCCUCAGAUCAUCACUUCCUAUGAUAACCAAGGUACACAGCUGACUGUGGAAGUCCACCCCCGAGACGCCGUGCCCCAGCUGCUUAAGAAGUUCUCUUUGGCUAAACGUUUACAAGGUGACAAAAAUGGAAACACAAGACCCCGGCAGCCUGGAGGGAAAGACGCCCAUGCCUACCCCUGGGACAGGUCCAGCUUGAAAUCCAUGCCUCUGGAUCUGGAGCAGUUCAAAAAACUGGAUGCCUAUGCUUCACAGGUGACAGUCAAGAAUGGCCUGGACGAGCUGGUGAGUGACCUGCUCCAGGAGGCCCACAGCGAUCUGGAAAGGGUCCGUGCCAUCUGGAUCUGGAUCUGCCACCACAUAGAAUAUGACAUGGAGGCCGCCCAGGAGAAGGACCACCAGGCCUUCAAACCUACCGACAUACUACGGACCCAGAAGACCAACUGUGACGGCUACGCUGGCCUCUUUGAAAGGAUGUGCAGGAUCGCUGGUGUGCAGUGCAUGACGGUGCCCGGCUACUCCAAGGGCUUUGGCUACCAGACCGGGCAGAGCUUCUCUGGAGAGUUUGACCACGCCUGGAAUGCUGUGUACCUGGAGGGGCGAUGGCACCUGCUAGACAGCACCUGGGGCAGUGGCCUGGUGGACACUGCCACUUCCAAAUUCACCUUCCUCUACAAUGAAUUCUACUUCCUCACCCACCCCUCCCUGUUCAUCGAGGACCACUUCCCAGACAACAAGAACUGGCAACUGCUAAAGCCACCUCAGUCUCUGAGACAGUUUGAGAACAACAUGUACCACAAGAGUGAGUUCUACAACAAGGGGAUGCUGAGUGCCCACCCAGAGACGGCCAUGAUCAGGACAGUGAAUGGGAAGGCCACAGUCACCAUUGAGAGCUGUGCCCCAACGCUGUUCAUGUUCAUGCUCGAUGGCAAGCAGGAGCAUGGGCUACUGAGCCUCAGGAAGAAUGGGAUGAAGUUGGAGGUGUACCCUCCAACCAUGGGCACCCAUAAGCUGCAAAUCUUUGCCAAAGGCAACUCUGACAUCUAUAGCUCAGUGCUGGAAUACACACUCAAGUGCAACUAUGUAGACCUGGGCGUGAGGCUGCCAGCCGAGCUUCACCAGCCCGUGGGGCCUAGCUGGUUCUCAGAGCAGAUGGGCAUCCUGAAGCCCUCGCAUCCUGACCCCAUCAUCCACACCAGUGACGGGCGCUGCUCCAUCAGCUUUGCCGUGGAGGAGGGCAUCAGCGUCCUGGCUUCCCUCCACGGAGAUGACGGCCCCAUCACCGAGGAAACACAGCGGCGAUACAUCUUCCAACUGCAUCGAGAGAAGAGGACAGAGCUAAAAGUCCAGCUGCCUCAUGCUGGCAAGUUUGCCCUCAAGAUUUUUGUGAAGAAGAGGCAGGAGCCAGGCAACUACACGUUUGUCUUCAAUUACCUCCUGUGCUGCGCCAACACCAAAGUGAACUGGCCCAUGUUCCCGGAGAGCUUCGGCAACUGGGGGCCUGACAAUGAGCUGCUAGAGCCUCUGUCUGGGGUGCUUCCUGCCAACCGUAACGUCCCAUUCAAACUGAAGCUGCAUGGUAUCGCCAAAGCCCUGGUGAAAGGGCAGGACACAUGGCCCCUGACCCUGAACCCCGAGGGCUACUGGGAAGGCAGCUGCAGCACAGCUGGCUGCCAAGAAGUUUACGUCAUGGUGCUAGAGAACGCCAACCACAACUUCUACUCCUACAUCCUGAAGUACAAAGUGAAUACCCAGUGAAGGGCUCCACACUCACAGCCUCCGAGGGCCAAGGCCAGCCCAGCACAGGGACCGUGCCUGUGAAGGGCAGAGAGCCUGGGACACCACUAGUCUGCAUGAAAUCACUUCUAGGCUUCUGCCUCGGCCUCCCACUCCACCACAGGCACUGAGAUGUCUGUGCUGCUAAAGGCUUCACUCACUGUGGCUGAAGGGACAGGGGUGAAGGCCCUUUGGAAGAAAAAGGUGCUAUGUAAAUCCAAGGUAUUAUGAACUGUACACCCAUGCCCAUGCCGGCUUUUGUGUUAGUGCUGUUGUUGUAGAUUUGGUGUGGAAAAGCGGGGGUGUUGUCCAGGUUGACAGCUUUCCACAUGAUGCUUAGCGAAUUCUCCUCCUCACCCCAGGAGAACAUGAGGUCUGAGGCCGAGUCUCAUCAGACAGCCCCUUCUAAGGACAGUGUUUCUCAGUUCCUGAACCCCAGGGAAUGUUGGGCCUGCCCAUCUUCCACAUUCCUACUGACUCCUCAUUAGUUACUUCCUGCCCUUCAGGAGUCCUGCAAAAAAGGAGGUAUUUAAAAAAAAAACAAACCCAGCUGAUCCACAGCCAGCUGGAGGCUGAGUAUCAAUGCCUGUGAGUCACCCAGAUAUGGCAAGGGCAGAAAGCAAUAAUGUGUGUGAAAUGAACAUCCUGGGUGGGGACCAGGGAUGGAAUGGUACCACUGAUCCUGCAACCCAUGCCUAACAGUGACAGGCCCCUGACUGGGUGCCCCUAGUGUCUGGGGGGGCCCAGAGCCUGAGUUCAAGCCUGUCCUCAUUUUCACAGGAGCCUGUUGAGAGCCUGACUGAUGAACUUGAACAGAGAUUUGGGCCCUGGGAAAGGGAUGAGUCCCAGAGAAACUACAGCACUGCCAGGGACAGUGCAUAACAGCAGGAUAUCUGUUUCUCUGAGAUGACAAACCUUGCCCUGAGUUCAGCCUUCUGUUAGGGACUGUUGAGGGCCUCUUGCUUGCUCAGGCCUGUCCUGAGAAGCCUCAGCUGCCCAGCUGGCCCUCAGAAGCACCUGAGGCUAGCCGUUGCCAUGACAACGACUGAGGGAAAGACUGCAACGUGGAGGGAAGAAGGCCCAAGAGAGGCCCAAAGAGGCCACUGCAAUACCAUCCCAGCGCAGGCAUGCACUCCCGGGUAGUAACUCCUGGGUUCUGGGACCCUGUUACCUCUGCCUAUCACAGGGUCCCCAUCACCUCUCCCUGACGGACACUCCACAUGCCGUCAGGCUUAGCUGCAGCCAGGGCCAGCCUGACAUACUCUCUACAUUCAACUCUAUCCUAAGCAAGUGUUCAUCAGACAGUAAGUGCCUGGCCUUGUGCUACAGAGGUGAACCCAAGGGGCUCAGGGUGUGGGAACAGGAGCCUUCCCCACCUGAGCUUCUCUGAAGACCCAGGCCUCUAGGACUUCAGUCCUUCAUCCCCUAGGGUCCUUCCCCAUGAGUCCCCACUGCUGUGCAGCUGGUACCAGGUAUCCAACCUCCACCAGGCUAGGUGGCCUUGCUUAUGGCGGGCAUACUUCCUGGGGGUAGAAAUGCCUUGGCUUAUGUGCAGUGCCCUCUGACAGACUGGGCUCCUCAGCACAAUGUCACUCAUGCCUCACCACUAUCCACCGCCACAGGUAGAGUUUGCACAGCACAAGGAGAAAACAGCCUUUUCUCACCCCUUUUAUUUUUAUGGGCUUAAAAAAAUGUGCUAUGUUUUAACAAAAUAGUAAGUGCCUUCUGUGAUUCCUGUCACUCACUGGACAACAAUGCUGGCUGCCACUAUGGAAGACAACACCCAUCUCUUUCAAAACAGCACAAUCCAUUUUGGAGCUUGUAGAAGACACCACUAUGCAAAACGGGAGCUGUCCUCCCCGGGAGACCCAGGCCCGGCCUCUCCCAGCUCCUGCCGGUCAUCCCACGCCCCGCCCUGCUCACUUAACCAGGCAACCCCUUUGUCAAGACAGCUGCAGGGGCAGUCAGAAAAACGCCUGCAUUUCUUUCCACGACGUGAAAAUACACGAAACUAAAUCCAGCCUUCAUGAAUUUUUACACGCAUGCUGCUCAGGCUGGAAAUUUGGGGUUGCAUUUUGAAGGCUUUUAUUCAAAUCCCCAUCUUUGUCUCCUGGUGGACGGGUCCCAGUUGCUAAUCGAAUGGCGCGCGCGCCCCCUGGUGGCUGAUGUGAGAAGUUGCUAGCGUUUUGCAAAGCUCCGAGUUUGUUCAAGAUCACUAGGUGCUUUCUCCUGGCUUCUUGGCAUUCCCUAGUGCGCACAGACUGUGAGACGAGCCUUGGGGGACUUCCUGGCCUGGCGUGGUGAAAAGACAUGAAAUGUGAUAAGAAUUUAGAAGUGGUUUGCCCGGAAAUCCUUUACCCCCGGACACAGGCCUGGCCAGGAUAACUUUGAUCACAGGCAUUGCUGUACCAAUGACGGGCUGAAAUUGAUCAAACUCAGCAUUUUGCCAGACAAGUCCCAGGAUGGGUGCCAGAGUGUAGGAGGAUGGGGCGCGGUGGGGCAAAGGGCCGCAAUUAACUUCUUUUCAACUUGCUUCAAACGUGCCACCAGAGCAGCUGGACUGUUUUCUGUAUGAUUGUGAAUAUCUGUGAGUUCCCCAUAUGUUACAUUGUCCCACCAGGACAAACUGCUCAUGGCCCGCUGAGAUUAAAAGAGACAUAAAUAGAUUAACUGAAGCAUGAAGGAUUUAGGCUAGACAUAAAGAACUAUUUCCUGUUGUGAAGCAGGAGGGACAUGUUGCCAAAAAAAAGUCUGCGAAAUUCUCAAAAGACUUGAAAAGGAAAGAAAUUUUCCCAGUGGUCUGCCUCCCUUACUUGAAGGUUUGGGUUCUCUCCACACUAAUUAAUUCUUGAACUACACAGUUUGGCCCACAGCGAACACAGGGUUAAUGGUAGCACCACAAGGCUUGCUACUGGCAGUGUUUUCAAAGGCGUAUGGGUUCGCUGCUGCACUGGCUCCUCUGAGGUCUAUAAUUUCUUUUCAUUUGUACUAAGUAGUUGGAAAUCUUCAGAGGUGAUUACUUCUCAUAACGUGCGCACUGAGUUAUGUGGGCCUCUGGCUGUUGGAGAUGCUGUCCCCCACACUGUUUCUGGAGUUGUUUUUCAAUAAAAUUUAUAUUCAUUUUU